AUGAGGGCAACCGACUUGGGGAAGAAAUGGAGAAAGAGUUCUCUACCAUUGUUGCUUAUUCUUUUUACUACUCUUGCAAGUACCACCACCAUCCAUUCCUCUUUGAGGGGUUUGAGAGAACUUGGAGCAACAAAAUGUGAAGAGCCAUGCAUGUUAGUGGGAGUUAAGUUUUGGAGUGAUCUGCAUCCUCAUGAUUACAGAGUGGCUCAUAUGAUAUUUUUUAUAGCAUUUUCUACUUUCAAAACAUCCAAAAUCCUAGGUAGUGUAUUUAGAAUUUGUAAUCACUGUGGAUUAAGAAAAAUGGGUGCCUCAAAUUGGAAACUAGUGGGCGUUACGAUUAUGGAACUGCACGGGAUCCUCAGGAAAACUAUUAGCAAUACAUUAAAGCAUCAUAGCUCACAUAACAGCUCAGCACACUCAAUAGUAGUGAGAGUUAAUGGAGCAAUAAGGAAGCGCAGGAUUCCAGGAAAAAAAUGUUUGAAGACUCACAAUCUGGCUGGAAUUGUAUACUUUACACUUCAAACUGUGCUGGGCAUUAUUCUUAUAAAGGCUUGUGUAGUGGGAUACUGGAUCAUCUCAUCAGUUCAAAUUCCUCUUGCCAUAAUUUUCACUAUAUGGAUAUUCUACAGUUGGAGACACAUCCAGAAUACUGCCACCACUUAUCACGAAAUUGGCAAAGCAUGA
This is a messenger RNA of Olea europaea var. sylvestris, 684 nucleotides long. RefSeq names its product sulfite exporter TauE/SafE family protein 6-like. Lineage: Eukaryota; Viridiplantae; Streptophyta; Magnoliopsida; Lamiales; Oleaceae. The transcript is spliced from 4 exons. The coding region runs from base 1 to 684 and encodes 227 amino acids. The record is from RefSeq and is a predicted model, not a curated record.